AUGAAGUGCAGAGAUGAUGAAUGGCCUAAUGAGAAGAAGGAUCGGUGUAUUCCAAAACUGCUGGAAUUUCUCUCCUACGGGGAUUAUAUUGCUAUAUUUUUUAUCUCCAUUUCUAUUUCACUCUGUAUUGUGACUCUCUUCAUAAUGGGGAUUUUUAUAUCCUAUCUGAACACUCCCAUUGUCAAAGCCAAUAACAGAAACCUGAGUUUUGUUCUCCUUGUCUCCAUCUUCUUGAGUUUCCUCUGUGUGUUCUUAUUUCUUGGUCAGCCACUGGAUAUAACCUGUAUACUCCGUGUCAUGACAUUUGGAGUCAUCUUCUCCAUAGCCGUCUCCUCUCUUCUCGCUAAGACAAUCAUGGUUUACAUUGCUUUCAAAGCCACCAAACCUGGCAGCUACUGGAGGAAAUGGAUCGGGGUGAAACUGGCCAAUUCCAUAGUCGCUGUGUGCUCGUCUGUUCAAGUGAUAAUAUGUCUUGUUUGGUUGUCUGUAUCUCACCCUUAUAAAGAAAUAGACACUCAGUCUUAUCAGGACAAGAUUGUCAUUCAGUGUAAUGAAGGGUCAGUUAUCGGGUUCUACUCUGUGUUGGGUUAUAUGGGGUUUCUGGCAGCUGUGAGUUUUCUUCUGGCUUUCAUGGUGAGGACAUUACCGGACAGUUUUAAUGAGGCCAAGUACAUCACCUUCAGCAUGCUGGUGUUCUGCAGUGUCUGGAUUGCCAUGAUCCCGGCUUAUCUGAGCACCAAAGGGAAAUAUAUGGUGGCUGUGAGGUAUUCGCCAUAUUAG
Messenger RNA from Nanorana parkeri, 780 nucleotides. Its product is annotated as vomeronasal type-2 receptor 26-like. Bases 1 to 780 code for a protein of 259 amino acids. The transcript has a single exon. Gene Ontology annotation, molecular function: G protein-coupled receptor activity. The record is from RefSeq and is a predicted model, not a curated record. NCBI's taxonomy places the organism in Eukaryota, Metazoa, Chordata, Amphibia, Anura, Dicroglossidae. Gene Ontology annotation, biological process: G protein-coupled receptor signaling pathway. Gene Ontology annotation, cellular component: membrane.